Messenger RNA from Penicillium oxalicum, 1641 nucleotides. RefSeq names its product choline transporter-like family protein. The transcript is spliced from 2 exons. Lineage: Eukaryota; Fungi; Ascomycota; Eurotiomycetes; Eurotiales; Aspergillaceae. The record is from RefSeq and is a predicted model, not a curated record. Gene Ontology annotation, biological process: transmembrane transport. Gene Ontology annotation, cellular component: plasma membrane. Bases 1 to 1641 code for a protein of 546 amino acids. Gene Ontology annotation, molecular function: transmembrane transporter activity.
AUGAGUGGGCAAGCUGCAAGUUACUACGACGGUGGUCAGAAUUUUGCAGAUUCAGGCCAAGCUGCUGGAUACGAGAAAAGAAAUGCGAAUUAUCCGACGGCCUACAAUCCGCAACAGAAUGGCGCCUACCAACCGCCGGCCAACUACGGAGGGCCAGUGACUUACGGGCAACCUGGUCCUGGAAUGAACCCUCAGCAGCCACCGUAUCCGGACAAUCCACCCCCGUACACUACCUUUGAUGAAGCUUUCAAGAUUCAGAAACCAAAGUACAAUGACAUUUGGGCAGGUCUCUUGCUUAUUGCGGUUUUUCUGGGCUACGUCGCUGUGUCUGGAUUGACCAUCCAUAAAUACGCAUCCUACAAAGGCUUCAAUGGAGGUGGCAUAUACGGUGCUCAAAAUGAUUUCUCGCUCAAUACCAACACUCUUGUCUUGUUCAUCUUUGUGCUCUGUGUUGCACUCGUCUUCUCCUGGGCGUACUUCAUGGGCGCCCGUUACUUUACAAAGACGUUCAUCUGGGCGACCGGAAUAUUGAAUAUUGUGUUUGCCUUUGCCACGGGAAUCUACUACAUUGUGCGGAAGCAAUAUGGCGGAGGAAUCGUUUUCCUCGUCUUCGGGGUCUUUGCGGUCAUUUGCUUCAUCAGUUGGAUACCCCGAAUCCCAUUCACGGCCUUUAUGCUGCAGACAACGAUGGAUGUUGCACGAAAGCAUGGCCACGUCUUUCUUGUCAGCGCCCUCGGUGGAAUUGCGACAGUGGCUUUCUCCGCCUGGUUCUCGGUGACUCUGGUCUCCAUCUACGUUGCCUACGAGCCUGACUCCACCGGCACCAAUCCUGCUUGUGCCAGUGGUGGCUGCAGCACCGCCAAAGUCAUCGGAUUGACCGUGUAUGUGACAUUUGCCAUGUAUUGGUUGAGCGAGUGGCUGAAGAACACGGUCCACACCACCAUCGCCGGCAUCUACGGUGCCUGGUACUUCUGGAGCAAAUCCGCCGGAGGGAUGCCCAAGGGUUCUACUCGAGGCGCGUUCCGUCGGGCAACAACCUACUCAUUUGGCAGUAUCAGUUUCGGAAGCUUGAUCAUUGCCAUCAUCAACAUGCUUCGUCAGGCCUGCUCGAUCGCACAGCGCCAGGAAGCCGCCCAGGGGAACAUUGUUGGAAGCAUCUUUGUCUGGAUCCUGGGGUGCUUCAUCUCUCUCCUCGACUGGCUCGUUACCUUGUUCAACCGCUACGCAUUCUGUCACAUUGCGCUCUACGGCAAAGCGUACAUUCCAGCGGCCAAGGAUACGUGGAAGAUGAUGCAGGACCGAGGAAUCGACGCCCUGGUCCAAGACUGUCUGAUCGGUCCCGUGCUGACCAUGGGCUCCGUCUUCGUGGCGUAUGUCUGUGCAUUGUUGGCCUACCUGUACCUGCAAUUCACCAAGCCUGCGUACAAUUCUGAUGGUGACUUUACCGCGGUGAUCAUGGCUUUCUCGUUUGUGAUCGGCCUACAGAUUUGUCAAGUCUUCUUGACUCCGAUUGGGAGUGGCGUUGAGACGAUCUUCGUUGCUAUGGGCUGGGAUCCGCAAGUCAUGAUCAAUGAUCACCCGGAAAUUUAUUACAAGUUGGUGCAGCUGUACCCGAAGGUGCAGCAAGCCAUCCACGCUUGA